Molecule: messenger RNA, 1908 nt
Organism: Aspergillus japonicus CBS 114.51
Lineage: Eukaryota; Fungi; Ascomycota; Eurotiomycetes; Eurotiales; Aspergillaceae
Product: amine oxidase
Exons: 1
Coding region: 105-1511 (468 amino acids)
Molecular function (GO): oxidoreductase activity
Source: RefSeq, a predicted model, not a curated record
CGCGUACUCGAGCUGCUUUCGAACCAUAUAUAGCCUCGCGGUGAAAUAGUGAAAGCUGAAGCGACGCAACGCAGAGCAACUGCAGCAGAAGAAAAUACAUCGUGAUGAUCACUAAGCUGGCAACCCCAUGGAUCGUUCUCCUAGCACUUCUGCUGGUACCCACCUGGCUGGGUAGACUCGCCAAUGCCGAAGAAACUCUUCAGUCGGGAAACGAGACAGUAAUCAGACGUGGUUUCUGCAUCAUUGGCGGCGGUGCAGCGGGCACCUAUGCUGCAAGUCGCCUCCGGGAGCUGGGUCAGGAUGUUGUGCUUGUGGAGAAGACAGGCCGCCUGGGUGGCCAGUCGCGAACGCACUUCGAUCCAGUCACACGCGCCUCGAUCGACUAUGGCGUGAGGGCCUUUGAAGAUUGUCCCGAGACCAGGAAGUUCUUCAAGCAUUUCAACAUUCCGCUGAGUCUUGACACCUCAACGGCAGACGUUGAGGUCCUGAGAUUUGACUUCCGCACGGGGGUGUCGGUGCCGCCAUACCCAGGCAAUACGAAGGCGGCCAUCGAACGCUAUACCAUGGAGCUUCAGCGAUAUUCUUACAUAGCUCAAGGAUGGAAUUUCUCGGAACAGGUGCCAGAGCCCCUUCUCGAACCAUUCGGUGACUUUGUCAGUGAGCACGAUCUGGGGCCUGCAAUGGAGACAGUGACCAUCCUCGCCCAAGGCAUGCACUAUCUACUUGACUAUGCGACUGCCUAUCCGUUGAAAAUCGUCUCGUUGGGUCGACUUACGGGUCUGGAGCACGGCUACCUGGUCCCCACGCGUCACAAUAUAACGGAGCUCUACAACGCGGCGCAGCAAGAGUUGGGGGAGGAUGUGUUGUUUGGUAGCACUGUUGUGCAUGCUCGGCGGUCAGACGACAAGCUUCACCGACUGACCGUCGAGUACGAUAAUGGCGAGAGGGUCGUAAUUGAAGCAGAUGCGACUAUCAUGGCUAUGCCCCCUAAGAUUGACGAGAUGGAGGGGUUCGACCUGGACAGUCUCGAAUCUUUCUUCAUUCGUCAGUUCAAGUACGGUUAUGUCUACACGGGUCUGAUGAGGGACAGCGGGCUCCCGGAUGAUACCCGGAUUUUGAACCGCGGGCUCGAUACGCCAUAUAGGAUUCCCAGGUACCCAUGCAUAUACUCCAUCCUGUCUUCAGAGGUUCCGGGCUUCCACCUAGUGACGUAUGGAAGUGCAGAGGAGAUGAGCGAACAAGAAGUUCGAGAUGCGAUAUCCGACGAUAUUGUUCGACUCCAGGAAGGGGGUCUCAAUACGACAGAGCCAACAUUCCUUGCUUUUGCCACCCAUAGUCCAUACGACAUGUAUGUCAGCCGAGAGGCAAUGAAAGCGGGAUUCUACCAGGACGUGAAAGACUUGCAAGGGCAUCGCAACACGUAUUGGAUUGGAGCCGCCUGGGAGCAUCCGGACUCAUCGGCUAUCUGGAGGUCUGUUGAUCGCUUGCUCCCUGCGAUCAUUGGGGAUUAGUCUUGGCCUCCGUGGGGACGACGCCGAGGCAGGGAAAAAGCGGAGCUGGUGGCACCCUCGACGACAAGGUAUCUAGACAACCGCAGAUUGUGAGACCACUGAUAGCUUGAGUUCCGCAAUGAGUAAUGAGUAAUGAUUCUGCCGCCCCUUGUGUGUGUUCCUAUCGUAGAAUCGUCCAUGUCAGGACAAAGUACCUGAAUUAGGUUGCGAUAAGCUGGCGAAUUCCCCGCUUUUCCCGCUGACUUCCCGAGUGCUUAUCUUAUCGCCUGGUCAGUGCAAGGGAUGGGGGUGAUUCGUCGCAUCACUCGAGGUCAGACAAGUUGAUAAAAAGCCGAGGGGCAGCAUGUUCUGUCUUUUUCCCAAUCUCUUGACUCCUUACUCCAUGAGAGGCUCUGUA